AAUGGACCAUAAAUAAAGAAAACGUUAACGCCUAAUCCCUCGAAAUGGUUCCUCUCCUUCACUGCUUUACUGUUUUGCUUACACCAGUGCUUCUGCCUUUCUUGAACCAGUCUUAGUCCACGCUUGCCUUGCCCUUUUUUUUCUCUUCAUAGUUUCUUUCAUCUUCCUUCAUUAUCGUUUUCUUCACGAAAUACAUUUUCAGAAAAGAAAAGUGAAACUAGUGGAAAUAAAAAUCAAGAAGCCGUAGAGAGUUAAGCUAUAUAGUUUGAGAAAAGAGAGAUGCUUGAAUGGAUAUAUGCGGUAGCGGCGACCAUCGGAAUUCUUGUGAUCCUUUUUAUUGUGUUUAUAUGUAGGUGGUGUUAUCAUAAAGACCGUAAAGAUAUAGUUGAUGAGAACAGGGCUGCUAGGACUGAAAAUUUUCAGGACGGGAUUGUCAGACUUCAACAGGAGAGUCUACAUCAUCACCAGCUUGAUUUAGAUAACAAGAGAAGAGGAAAUUACUAUGUUUUUCGACGUGGGGUUUCAGCAAAACCGUUAUUUAAUUGGGCUGAUCAUCCAUCUCUCAUCACAGAUGCAGUUGAAAAUGGAUGGUCUAGAUUUGGCUUCACAGGCUACAUGUCAUCUCCGUCUACAAGAUCAAGCCUGUUGGGGUUAUGUGCCGCUGGUGAUUUUGGAAGAGGAAAUAAUAUAGAGAUAAACUGGGAAGUAAGUCAGGGAUCAGCAGAUUUCAUGCAAAAGAUUAGGCUAAAUUCUGGGUCUAAAAAGAUAUGGCGUCAUCCUAUGGCUGCAGCAUCUGUUAUUAGAACAGCUUUGCCUUUGCCAGGGCCUCCCUUGGGGAAUUCUGCUUUCCCUCAGGAGGCCUAUUUCGAGAUCACCAUUUUGUAUUGCAGAGGAGAUGAUCGUGAGUCAAGUGACAAGCUGAAGGAAGGUGAGAGGACAAAAUUGAUCCAAGAAAAUUCCAAUCCAAAAGCAAAUUCAGAAUCUUUUGUCCAUGUUACGAUCAGCAGUCAUGAUAUUAGCAAGAUUGAGGAAUUAAAGCUUGCAACUAAAGAUGAUGGAAAAGGUGAAGCAGUAAUGUUAUCAGUGGGACUAACUGCAGGAGGCUCUCUUCCUUCUAAGCUGCCUGGGAGCUAUCCAGGAUCCAUCGGUUUCAAUUCAGAUGGUUCUGUCUAUCUAGAUGGAAUUAAACUUGUGUUUGAAUCUGGGAAAGAAGACUGGGGGAAAACAGAGAAGGUGAUAGGUUGCGGGUUCAAUCCUAGGCAAAAGAAAGUGUUUUUCACAUUAGACUCGGAGCUGAUACAUGUAAUAAAUUGCAAGUCUGAGGAAUUUGGAACUCCUCUUUAUCCAACUCUUGCAGCAAACGAUGAUGUUUUGGUUCUAGCUAAUUUUGGACAAAGCGCAUUUGCAUAUGCUCCAGCAAAUGGACAACGGACACCAAAUCCAUGCUUCAUUGCCCCUCUUGUAAAUUCCCCUACUGCUGCUCUCGGCUAUGAAGACAGCAAAGAGCUAUUUUCAAUGGGAAGAAUUGAUUCCCAAUGGCUUAACAGGUGCACAACCAAAGGCAGCCACAACAAUGGGACUAAUUAUCCAACAACAGAAUUUGAUGAGGAGUCUGAGGCUGAUUUAUUUGAAAUCGUCUUGGAUAAUAAUGGAAGAUCCCCCAACUCAGUUUUUUAGCUACAAGACUGACAAUGUUUUUGCAAUGAGUAUCUCCGAGUUGUCUUGAUUUUGGCAUUGAAUGCAGUGUUUCAUUUGAGAGUGCCAUGGAUUGGCCGUACAUGGAGGAAGCAUAGAGUUUCAGUAGAAGGUUGAUAGAUUUUACUUGAAUAGUUGAACCUCUGCAAUAUUUAGCAGCUUGUUCAUCAUCAAAAUACAUAGACAGAAACAGGUUUUAUGAGUAAUUGGGAUCUGAAAUACUUGAAUUCAUUUUAAGCUUUUACAUUUGUUCACCUAACCUUCUGCCUAUGUAAUUUACAUUGUAUAGUAUAGAAUUCAAUAGCAUUUAUUCAUUUUUGGAUCUUUUUGCCCAUAUUUGACCCUCAAACUCAAUCGUUUAACAUUUCAAGUAUCAAAAUCAAGACCAUCUCCAUAAGAAAAAGCAAAAAAGAGCACAGGAAAAAAGGAAUAAGGAAAGCAGAGAAAUCCCCUGGGUGGGAAGUGGUAAAAAGAUGAGAUGCCAAAUGCCAAACCUUACUCACCGUUAAAUAUUUGUCAAUGGAUUCAGCUAACCAAAACUAGUGCCGCGUCAAACUUUUGUUGGUGAAGGGAUCGGAUUUCAAGAUCAGAUGUUUCGGAAUAAAAUUUCUGGGAUACUCCCAAGUCGUGUAAUCAUCAAGUUGAGAGAAAAGUCUGGACAUCAAAACAGUCCACAUCCAAGGUUGCUUGCUUGCUUGGAAUAAUGUCAGAACCCAACAUUCAACCUAAGGCAGCUCCGUUGAAGAAAAAUAAGAAAGAAAAUGCCAGGGAUACGUAGCACUUAGUCCCAUUGAAAAUGGACUCUAAGGCAGCCAUGGGAUUUAAUCAACUAACAAAUAAGUGCAAUGGAUGAGGAUUUGGGGACUGUAUGUGUUAAUGAUAACAUGAGUAAUCGUGUCAGAUUUGGUGUUUAGCAGACCCUUAAUCAGAUUAUGAAUUGAAGUUAGGAAAUUUGUAGUUGCGUUGACUUGAAUAUAAUGUAAAUAAACACUGACGGUCCUUCGAGGGACCUGAACAAUGAGGCAUUCUCAAGAAACAGAGAAACUUUUUUUGACCUGUAAAAGGCGAGAAGAUUUUCCACCAAGAAAAAGGAGCAAUAAGAA
Durio zibethinus is the source of this 2798-nucleotide messenger RNA. RefSeq lists its product as uncharacterized. The record is from RefSeq and is a predicted model, not a curated record. Lineage: Eukaryota; Viridiplantae; Streptophyta; Magnoliopsida; Malvales; Malvaceae.